This is a messenger RNA of Protomyces lactucae-debilis, 1122 nucleotides long. RefSeq lists its product as uncharacterized. The record is from RefSeq and is a predicted model, not a curated record. Gene Ontology annotation, cellular component: EMC complex. The transcript has a single exon. Bases 257 to 868 code for a protein of 203 amino acids. Lineage: Eukaryota; Fungi; Ascomycota; Taphrinomycetes; Taphrinales; Protomycetaceae.
GUUUGAUGCUCAGCAAAAGGAACUCGAGGGUGUUGCCAACCCUAUCAUGACGGCUGCAUACCAGGCUUCUGGCGGUGCACCUGGUGGUGCUCCAGGCGGUAUGCCCGGUGGUAUGCCUGGUGGCAUGCCCGGUGCUCCAGGUGGUGCCGCUGCUGGUGGUGAUGGCCCUGUUGUUGAGGAACUCGACUAGAUGCCAACUUUGUGACUUUCUUAAAAAAGUUUAUAGCCAAAUCAAUGUUACGACCACAGACGACACAUGCUAUUCUUGCUGCUUUUGAGUGUUUGUGCUGCUGCUCACCUGAACGGGACUGCUUAUAGUAGAGCUGCUACUGCACAGCAACCUGCUGUUCAAGGAGGUUUCCAGGCUUUUGAAACUUUGCGGCUGUCAAGCGCUGAACAGACGUAUACGGCGAAAGUAUCGGCAGAUGGAAGUUUUGCAUUUACAGAGAUUGUGCCAGGCAGUUAUAGCCUGUAUGGACCAUCCCUCAAUCGCGAACACUAUCGCGUGGAUGUAGGUGAGGAAGUCAAGGUUUGGCUACAAAAAGUAGGGACGCCGUGGUCUGCUGUUGGCGCACUUCAAGCAUUGCCACUACAAGUGAUGCCGAAAGGAACGGUUGACUUUUACACGCCACGACCGAGUUUGAAUCCCCUCAAGAUGCUCAAGAGUCCGCUUGUUUGGAUUGGGAUUGUGAUGGUGUUUAGCUUGUUUGGGCUGCCGAAGUUGACGGCGUGGAUGGAUCCUGAUGGGAUUGCAGAGAUGGAAAGCAUGCGAGAGAAGACACGGGAGCAGCAGGGGGAGCAGGUGGUGAAUCCUGUUGAGCGGUUGCAGAACAUGGACCUGAGUGGCUGGCUAGCUGGGAGGACGUAGCUGCUCUGCUCAUCUCUUAUGCUGCUACUAUACUACUAUUACUACUACUAUACUACUAUAAGUAUUGACUUCACUUGAUUUCCUGUCGACGCGAAAUGGUCCAGCAGCCAACUCGCACCCGCAAUCCGCCAGUCAACAACACGCAAGAGAAGAGACGCAGCACACCCAUCAACCACAUCAUCUCCAGCCAGCAUCAUGGUCGUACGUCGUGCAUCUCAUCUACUCAGCUAACAGACAGCGAGAAGUCAUCUCCC